Molecule: messenger RNA, 1311 nt
Organism: Trypanosoma grayi
Lineage: Eukaryota; Euglenozoa; Kinetoplastea; Trypanosomatida; Trypanosomatidae
Product: meiosis-specific nuclear structural 1
Exons: 1
Coding region: 1-1311 (436 amino acids)
Source: RefSeq, a predicted model, not a curated record
AUGGACGCGAACAGUACGCGUGUUGAGCGGCUUCGCCGCGUUAACCGCUAUAAGGCGGUGCAGGCCGAGCUUGCUCUGCAGCGAGAGGAAGAGGAGUUCCAUGCCAUCCGUGAGAAGAAGCAAAACGCUGCUGCGCGCGACGAGGCACUUGCAAAGGAGUUGGCAGAGCAGCAGCGCCUUGAUUUGAAGGAUGAAAAAAUGCUGCAGCUCGUCCGUACCUUUCCUGAGCUUCGGCAUUUGGAGGCGCAGCUGAAACACGCCUCCAUGAAGCGAGGGCGGGCGGAUCAGGUGGAGGAGAUACGCCUCCUGCGGGGAAAGCAGCUACAGGAGGAGAAAGAAUACAUCGCCUACCUGAAUGAGCAAGACAAGUUGGCGAGGGCCAAGGAGGAUGAACGGCGCAAGCAAGAAAUUGAGGCCUUCCAGCGACACCAGACGGCACAGCUGAGCCUCAUUGAGGAACGCAAGGCACUCGCCGAACGCGAGGUGGAGGAGCGGCGGAAGGAGCGGAUAGCUGUUGACGCAGUGGUUGCACGUGUGCAGGAGAAAGACUUCCUCGACUCAUUGGAGCGACGUGAGAAGCAGCGGCAGCUGCAGGAGGAGCAGGAUGAAUUCUACCGACAGCGAGCGGUGAUCAAGGAAGCGCAGCGGCAGCGCGAUCUGGAGGAGACUGCGGCAAUCAAUGCUUACAUCGCCGAGCAAAGCCGACGGAAGGAAGCCGACGCGAAGCUGCUGCGCGAGAAGGAGGCUAUCAAGGCACGCAUCCUCGAAGAGCAGAGUAAGAAAAUCGCAGAGGAACAGUUUAAGCGGGAGGAGCUGGAGAGCUUGCUUAAUGACUACUACGAGGCGGAGCGUGUGGCGAAGGAGCGCAAGGCAAUAAAGGACGAGAAAGAGACGCGGGCAAAGUUUGCUGAGUCGGUGAAGCAGGAGAACUGGAAACUGAUUCAGGAUCGCCUGAAGGCAAAGGAGCAGGAGCGAGCAGAGGAGAUGAAGCUGCGCCAGGUGAUGAUGGAGGAGCUUGCGCAGAAAGCCAAAAUGGAGCGGCUCACACGACAACGCCAAAUGGAGCUCAAACGGGAGCACGCGGUGGAGGUGGAGAAGAUACUUGAAGCGCGCAGGGAGCUUAAGCGUGAGGAGGAGCGACAGGCUGUACUUAUAGAGGAGCGCGAAAGGAAACGGGAGGAAGAACUGCAGGAGUACAUUCGUCGUGCACGCGCGCAGCUUCUCGCUGAGUACGUACCGCAGUUAGGCGAAUUUGUACCAGCGCACGCUCUUACCCUGAAUGAAAAGAAAGAAUUCGGCAUAAUCAAAUAG